Molecule: messenger RNA, 1015 nt
Organism: Musa acuminata subsp. malaccensis (wild Malaysian banana)
Lineage: Eukaryota; Viridiplantae; Streptophyta; Magnoliopsida; Zingiberales; Musaceae
Product: large ribosomal subunit protein uL30y
Biological process (GO): maturation of LSU-rRNA from tricistronic rRNA transcript (SSU-rRNA, 5.8S rRNA, LSU-rRNA)
Cellular component (GO): cytosolic large ribosomal subunit
Molecular function (GO): structural constituent of ribosome; RNA binding
Source: RefSeq, a predicted model, not a curated record
CUCCUUUGCCCCACGCCAUUCCUUCGUCGGAUCAACAGAGGACCAAAAGAACGGGGUUUUCGAGAUGUCGACGGAGGAAGCGAAAGCGGUGAUCCCGGAGUCGGUGUUGAAGAAGCGGAAGAGGGAAGAGCAGUGGGCGCUUGCGAAGAAGCAGGAGGCCGACGCGAAAAAGAAGAAGGCGCGCGAGAAUCGGAAGGUAAUCUUCGCCAGGGCUGAGCAGUACGCCAAGGAGUAUGACUCGCAGGAGAAGGAACUGAUCCGAUUGAAGAGGGAGGCGAGGAUGAAGGGUGGCUUCUAUGUUAGCCCCGAGGCCAAGCUUCUGUUCAUCAUCCGCAUUCGAGGUAUCAACGCCAUGCACCCUAAGACACGAAAAAUCUUGCAGCUCCUUCGACUCAGACAGAUAUUCAAUGGUGUAUUUCUGAAAGUUAACAAGGCCACGAUGAACAUGUUGCAAAGGGUGGAACCUUACGUGACAUACGGGUACCCUAAUCUCAAGAGUGUUAGAGAGUUGAUUUAUAAGAGGGGAUACGGAAAGUUGAACAAGCAAAGAAUUCCUUUGACAGACAAUUCAAUCAUCGAGCAGGGUUUGGGGAAAUAUGGUAUUAUCUGUAUUGAGGAUCUUGUCCACGAAAUUAUGACUGUUGGCCCUCACUUUAAGGAGGCAAACAAUUUUCUGUGGCCAUUCAAGUUGAAGGCACCACUGGGUGGACUGAAGAAGAAGAGAAGGCACUAUGUUGAGGGAGGAGAUGCUGGAAACCGUGAGGAUUACAUCAAUGAGCUUAUCAGAAGGAUGAACUGAUGACUGAGUUUGUCUCUAAUGUCUUAAAUUAUCAGAGAACGGAAAACAUUUUAAUUGAGUUUUAAGCUAGCAUUGGAGUAUCAUCCAAGCUUUGCAUUUGAUGCUUGAAUCAAUCAUUAGAUUUGUUCCGUAUACUGAUGUUUUUGUUCUAUUUCUUUGUUGUACAUUUGCAAUCAUUUGCAUGGUUACUGUUGCUAUGAUUUGGAUUUGUGGGAA